This is a messenger RNA of Ceratotherium simum simum (southern white rhinoceros), 3652 nucleotides long. It is a transcript of the gene HEXIM1, whose product is annotated as HEXIM P-TEFb complex subunit 1. Gene Ontology annotation, molecular function: cyclin-dependent protein serine/threonine kinase inhibitor activity; 7SK snRNA binding. NCBI's taxonomy places the organism in Eukaryota, Metazoa, Chordata, Mammalia, Perissodactyla, Rhinocerotidae. Gene Ontology annotation, cellular component: nucleoplasm; cytoplasm; nucleus. Gene Ontology annotation, biological process: negative regulation of cyclin-dependent protein serine/threonine kinase activity; negative regulation of transcription by RNA polymerase II. The record is from RefSeq and is a predicted model, not a curated record.
UUGGAAGUUGGCAGGUGGAGAGGCAGGUUGGGAGGGGAAGUCGGAGGAGGAGGAGGCGGAAGAGGCGCUGUCGGAAGGGGGAGGAGGGAGGGAGGAAAAGAGGAGGAGGCGGAGGAGAACUGAGCUGAGCAGAGCAGAGCAGAGCAUCGAGCCAAAGGGGAGAUGAGUUUGUCUGUCCUCGGCUGAGGCUCCGGCCGGGCCUAGGGAACUGGGAGCUCGGGUUGGAGCGACACCCGUGGAAGUGGGAGGAGGUGGCUCUGGGACUUUAACCCCUUGUGGGCUCUGCGGCAGGGGAUUUAACCCUUUGUGGAUCCGGCCCCUCGGAGGCAGCGUCAUCGGGUAGUUUUAACCCCUUCGGGGCUGGGUUUAACCCGUUGGACUCAACCUCAUCUCCUUGCCCACCAACUCCUCGGUCGUGGGGGCGCUCAGCGGGGAGGCUUGAGGCCCACCCCCUCUGCACAUUACGUACUGUUCCUGCUGCUGCACCCUCUUGAACCAGCUACCUGGCCGCGCUGUGGGCGCUUAACCCUUUACUACCUUGAGCUCCCCAAGUUGCAAUUGGACUUUGCUGACAGAACUGGCUAAAGGCGUCACUGCAAGAAUUACAGACCGAAGAGGACUCUGUUGGACAUUUUUUAGAAGAAAAGAAAAACCUCUUUUUUUCCUUAAGGACUUACGGCCAAAAUUUUUCAAACUUCGAGAAGAGGACUCUCUUAGCCAUGGCCGAACCACUUUUGUCAGAAUAUCAGCACCAGCCUCAAACUAGCAACUGUACAGGUGCUGUUGCUGUCCAUGAAGAGCGGAACCCCGAUCGCCCCCCAGGCGCGGAGGAGCGGGUGCCCGAGGAGGACAGUAGGUGGCAAUCGAGAGCGUCCCCCAAGUCGGAUGGCCGUCCGGGGCUGGAGGGGGAAGGGAGCCUGGAGCCCCAGCCGCCUCCCCUGCAGACCCAGAUCUGUCCAGAACCUAGCUGUCCGGAAGGGGGCGAGAAGGGCCAUAAUGGAGACGACUUGUCCGCUGGCGGCUCCCCUCCGUCGGUGGCGGGAGGGGAACCGAGACCCGAGGCCGAGCCGCUCGCCCAGCCAUGUCCUGACUCUGAGGCCAACAAGUUGGGGGCUCCUGUCGCAGGGGGCGAGGAGGCGUGGGGACAGCAGCAGAGACAGCUGGGCAAGAAAAAACACAGGAGACGCCCCUCCAAGAAGAAGCGGCAUUGGAAACCAUACUACAAGUUGACUUGGGAGGAGAAGAAAAAGUUCGACGAGAAACAGAGCCUACGAGCUUCCAGGAUUCGAGCCGAGAUGUUCGCCAAGGGCCAGCCAGUCGCGCCCUAUAACACCACGCAGUUCCUUAUGGAUGAUCACGACCAGGAGGAGCCGGAUCUCAAAACCGGCCUCUACCCCAAGCGAGCCGCUGCCAAAUCCGACGACACCAGCGAUGAGGACUUUAUGGAAGAAGCAGGCGAAGAGGAUGGGGGCAGCGACGGGAUGGGAGGAGACGGCAGCGAGUUUCUGCAGCGGGACUUCUCGGAGACAUACGAGCGGUACCACGCGGAAAGCCUGCAGAACAUGAGCAAGCAGGAGCUCAUCAAGGAGUACCUGGAGCUGGAGAAGUGCCUCUCACGCAUGGAGGACGAGAAUAACCGGCUGCGGCUAGAAAGCAAGCGGCUCGGCGGCGACGACGCGCGAGUGCGGGAGCUGGAGCUGGAGCUGGACCGGCUGCGCGCCGAGAACCUCCAGCUGCUGACGGAGAACGAACUGCACCGGCAGCAGGAGCGAGCGCCGCUGUCCAAGUUUGGAGACUAGACUGAAACUUUUUGGGGGGAGGGGGCAAAGGGGACUUUUUACAGUGAUGGAAUGUAACAUUAUAUACAUGUGUAUAUAAGACAGUGGACCUUUUUAUGACACAUAAUCAGCAGAGAAAAUCCCCCCGGCUUUGGUUGGUUUGGUAAAUUUAGCUAUGAUGUAGCUUGCUGUGCUUUCUCCUGUUCUUUAAUUAUGUGAUGAAACUAAAGGGUUGCUUUUCUUGUUUUCCUUUUUAGAAGGUUUUUUUAAAUAAGUAAUUUGACCAAGUUAUAAUGCAUUUUUGUUAAAAAUCCCCUCCUUAAACGGAGCUAUAUGGUGGCCAAAUCUGAGAACCAUUAAAUUCAUUCUAGUUAUAAUAAAUUUAAUAUUUGUAAAUGUAACAUAGUUUCAGUGUGAUUUCUAGAGCUAAUUCAAAACAGUACUGAUUUAUGUGAUUGCAUUUUGCGGGUGGGGUAAGGAAAUUAUUAAAUGUCAGUUUGGAAAAAAAACUAAUGGGAGAAUUUUCACCUUGCCCGAGUUUUCCCUUGAAUGGGUUUCAGUGUGCUACAAUAUACAGUUCAGGCAAAAUAUAAAGAUUUCAUUAUCUGCAGUACUUCAGUGUGCUUGCUUUCUAGUGCCUUGGUUUUCUUUCUUGAUGCUGGAGAAAUAAACCAGUGUUUGCUGUUUGGGGAGUAGAAAGUGGCUACAAUCAGAAGCUUAAAAUUUAAUUCCGUUUUUCAAUAGCCAUUCAAAGCCUAUUAAAAAUGUAAACCUAAUUUGGCAGUUUGUUAGGCUAGACAAUUGACAGCCCCAUUUCAUUCUUACAAGCAGGUUUUUAGUAACCACCCCCCACCUCCCCCAAUAAGGCUGGAAUGAGUUCCUCAGUGCCUGAAAGAGGCUCUUGGUAAACCUCUUGCUUAGUGCAAGCAACGGUUGGAUAAACUUGGGCAGCUCUUUAUGUUAAGAUGUUUAGAGGUAGGGAAUAUUGGAUUUAUACAGGAAAUGGCUGUUUGGGGCAUUCCAAGGACUUACCCUAAUUGUCCAAUACUUAGGGGCUCCCUCUACCAAAAAAAAAGCUGUCCACCCUUACAUUCGGGUCAAACUAAAAUUAGAAAUGCCCCUCACUGCAAAUCAAAUGUAAAGCUUCUGGUUAUGGAGCUAAAUUAAGUCCUUAGGGGCCGAGUGGGAACCCUGCACAUUCCCUGUACAGCCGCUAUUUUCAAUCUCCUGCUCUGAUAGCUGGUUAGGUUCUUGAGUAGUUCUGCUCUUGAAAAUGCAGGGAGGCCCUGGGAAUUAAUUUCUUCCCCAAAAUUAAAAUAGUAAGAAAUUAUAAGAUUGUUCCCUCCUAUCACCAUGGUUAACCUAGCCCAUCUUCACCUGCCCUGUGUCAAUGCUUCCGUAGGACAAUUGCAUUGCUCAAAUCACUAGUACAGGGGUUCUGUUCUUUAACUGGGAGCCUUAGAAACCACAGAGGGCCUUGGGGUCCAUGAACCCCAUGAAAUUAUACAUAGACUUUUGUUACAUGUACAUUUUUCUGGGGAGAGGGUUCCAGCGAAUCAAGAGAUUGUCACACUCCUUGAAGGUUAGGCACCCCUGCAGGGAAAGGGAAAAAAAAAAAACCUUCCAUUGGGAAGCUUGCUUUUGCAGCUAAAUGAAAUAGUGGAGGUGGUGGGAAAUUCAAGAGACAUGCACCUUACAAUGCAUAAGAAGCAUACGCAAAUCAAUGAAUCAAGGGAAAUUAUGCCAGUCAAGACCGACUCAGGGCCGUCAAAGCUGGACUGAGCUGGCCCUAUUCUGGCAGACGGUCCACUGGAGAAAAUGUACGAUUGGUUUUUCCUUUGGCCUAAAAAUUACAUUAAAUGUCUAUUUUGAAA